Messenger RNA from Durusdinium trenchii, 153 nucleotides. Lineage: Eukaryota; Dinophyceae; Suessiales; Symbiodiniaceae. The record is from the annotation of a GenBank genome assembly.
GUGCUGCCAGCUCAGAUACACAGGCAGUUGGAUCAGCUUCAAGUGCUUGCGCAAGAUGCCGUGAACCUUCGAGAGACCAUCAAGGCCUUCGAGCAGAACCCAAAGGAUGAAGAGUUUAUCUCGGUCCUGAAACCCUGGUCCAAGCUCAAGAAG